This is a messenger RNA of Diorhabda carinulata, 1249 nucleotides long. RefSeq lists its product as uncharacterized. Gene Ontology annotation, molecular function: structural constituent of chromatin; DNA binding; protein heterodimerization activity. The record is from RefSeq and is a predicted model, not a curated record. Lineage: Eukaryota; Metazoa; Arthropoda; Insecta; Coleoptera; Chrysomelidae. Bases 299 to 739 code for a protein of 146 amino acids. Gene Ontology annotation, cellular component: nucleosome. The transcript is spliced from 3 exons.
AGCCACGGUCGAAAUACAUGUCAAAAUAUUGGCGGUUAAUCUUGUCGCUGUCUAUACACAAGAUUUGUUCUAAUUUUAUUUAUUUAAUUUAAAAUAACUUGAAAAUAACAAAGUUGUUAUUAAUCUUAUUGUUAUUUUAUUAAAGUGAUUUAAAAGUAGUUAAAAACAUUUUUAGUCUAUGUUUGUGGUUAUGUUUGUAGCUGUUACUAUUAUAUUGCUAUAUAUACUACUAUAUAUUUCUUUUAAUUAAUAAAAUAAAACCAGCCGCUAUAUAAAACUAUUGAACAGAUGCUACAAAAUGGUUAAAAGGAAAUCUGCUCCUCAAAGGAAGUCAAUAACGAAUUCGCAACGUUCUGAUAAUGAAGUUUCCCAAAAGACCCCGAAAAAGCGAAAAUACGGCUCCGGCAAAGUGUGUAUGAAUAUCGGAAAUAAAGAAUUCAAAAUUUUUAGGACAACAUUAAAACAAAUCAAAAGAUUACAAGCAUCAGUUCAAAACUGCAUCCCUCGUCUCCCAUUUUCUCGUCUUAUUAGAGAAAUAUUGAUGGAACAAGGGUUGGGAUCGCACAAAAUUCAAAUUGAAGCUCUCAAAGCUAUACAAGAAGCUGCAGAGAUAUAUUUGACAUAUCUAUUCGAAGAUGCCAAUAAAUGUGCCAUGCACUGCCAUAGGGUAACUCUUAUGCCCAAAGACAUACAUCUAGUUCUCGAUAUAAGGGGUUGUAACGAUCCAGGAUAUUCAUAAAUUUUAACAGAAUAUGAAGAAUUUUUAUAAGAUUUACGUAAAGAAUUUACUGCUGACAACAAAGGAGUGCAAAUAGUGCCUUAUGUAUAUGUGAAUAAGUUUUAUAAACAAUUCAUGUAAAUAUUUGGUCGUAAUUGGGUAAUUUUAUUUUAUUUUCAAAAUUACAUAAAUCUAUAUUAGAAGCGUAGUUAGGGGGCAAAAUCAUAUCAACAAGUUCGUUUUUUCUUUAAUUAUCCUUAUAGUAACAGUCAUAGUAGCAUUACAAUGAUUCAAUUUUUAAUCAAUUAAGUUGUAACAAAUGGCCUCGUGGGGCUGUGAUCCAUCCCUAGCUACUCUACUGAUUCACUUUGUGCCAUUUCUGUUUAUAAAAUCAUGAUGUAUUUUUUUAAAUAUCAAUACGGGGGUCUUAGCAAAACUACUCUCUACUAUAUAUAUGCUUGAAGGUAAAAGUCAUUAACAAAAUCAAAAUUUUUCAGGAGAGCAAAAAAACGGGGAUACGCUCAUUAAAAA